Molecule: messenger RNA, 1749 nt
Organism: Halteromyces radiatus
Lineage: Eukaryota; Fungi; Mucoromycota; Mucoromycetes; Mucorales; Cunninghamellaceae
Exons: 7
Coding region: 1-1749 (582 amino acids)
Biological process (GO): lipid metabolic process
Source: RefSeq, a predicted model, not a curated record
AUGCCAUCAAAAAAGUUAUACAACCAUGGAACAAGAGAUUCUUCACUCGACACAAAUGCACGACAACGACGACAACUCUGGAAGCAUCAUCGUCAUAACCGGCGGAUCAAAGGACAAAAGGGAAAACGACAACGAGGACACUGCAUAUCAUUUAAUUGGUUAACAGCACUAUUCCACCCAAACAGAGAUUUGCAUUCAGCUAGAGGACGACGAUAUGGAUUUCAACAAAAUGAUAUGGAUGGAGAUGAUCAAGAGUACGACAAUAAAAACAGCACCAAUAAUAAAAUGAAUCCUUCUUCUUCUUCUUCGACAAAAGCUACAAAAGAACAUGGAACCGCACGUCGAUUGACAAACAAGGCGAAAAAAAAGGCAAAGCAUAUUAUUUCAAGUGUAGAUUUUGGCGACAAGAAUUUCGGUAGUCGAUGGAUGCAGGAUUCAUUUGAAGAAGUGGCACUCUCUCAUCCGAUGAUGGAUUUUCUGAUUGGUCUUGCUGUGAAAACUCAAACUCAAGCUUUAGUUCGAGCCAUCAUUAUAUUGGCUAAUAGUUUUGGUCAAGGAUUCAAAGUAACAGCUUUUCAAUUAGUCAAAGCUAUGCUACUUUUGGAAAAAUUUUACCGGUCCAUACCAAAACAAAUGACGUCAAAUGAAGUCAAGGACCGUUAUAUUAUUGACGUUGGCAAUCACUAUUUCCGAUAUGCUCUAGUUGCUUAUGGAUGGCGUGGACUUGCAUAUUUAGGAUUAUAUGGACAACUUAUACGUAGAUCUGGAGGCAAAUCAAGAUCCAAUCGGUUGGCAAUUCUUAAUUAUUUGCGUAUCGAAUCUAGGGAUUUGUUGGGAUAUGAAUAUGGAUUACGUGAUGGCGCUGCAUUUCAACCUAGUUACUUUGUGGCUGUGGAUCGAGAGAAGAAAACUAUUGUACUCAGUAUUCGUGGCACUUGGAGCCUCUAUGAUGCCAUCACUGAUCUUGUUUGUUACUACGUGCCUUGGAAAGGAGGUUUGGUACAUUCUGGUAUGCUUGCGUCUGCUCAAUGGUUUUUUAUCCAUAUCAUACCACAAAUCUUUCGAUACAUACAUAUUCAUGCACGCAACUUGAAGGGUUUAACGAUAACUGGACACUCGUUAGGCGGAGGCUGUGGAAGCUUACUAACAAUGAUGGUGGCGGAUCAAAUGGAUACUUUGAAAAAAUUGGCAAACAACCCAGAUUUCCAACUACAGUGUUAUAGUUAUGCACCUGUGGCAUUGACUUCAUAUGAUCUUAGCUGCAAGUAUGAUCAAUAUAUUCAAAGCUUCAUUGUACAAGAUGAUAUUGUAGGACGACUCUCUUAUGGCACAGCAAUCAAAUUGAAGGAAUUGAUUCUGGAUACAAUCAGUUCUUAUGAAGCUGUUGGUGGUAUGACCAAAGUACUUACGCAUAGGAAAUCAAGGAAAUUAUGUUUUCAAAUCAUUGAAAAAUGUCGCAAACUGAUUUUUCAACCUUCUAACGAAACUCCACCUAUGGUAAGUUAUUUAUUUUUUUUUUUUUUUUUAAAAAAAAGAAUGAUACUGACUUGUGAUAUUACAUUCAGCUUUACAUUCCAGGCAAAAUCAUUCAUUUACAACGGAGACGGGUCAAACGAUUUGGUGGCAAUAAUGGAUCAUCAUCUACAACAGAAUCAUCGUCAACAGCUCACAAGUCAAAACAUAUUCCAGGGGCAAGUCGAACGGAAUAUUCAGUACGGUGGGAAACUAGACGUAUUUGUGAAGAAAUGA